AUGUUCGGGACGCGGCAGCAGCAGCUGCAGCAGCCCGCGUUGCCCCCGCACCUCCCCCAGCAGCAGCACUACUACCGGCGGCAGCAGCACUACAGCACCCUGCCCGUCCGCCGGCCCUGCCCUGAGCCGCUGCCCUGCCUGGACCCCGCUCCGCAGCAGCAGCAGCAGGACGGCGCCGUGGCCUACGACUGGGUGCACACCUACGGGCCGGGCUGCCGCCGGGUCAGCACCUCCUGCUCCCCCCGGGCAGCCUCGCCGCUGGACUGUGGGCAUGGCUGUGACCCGCCACAGGGUGCCAUUCACAGGAUCAUUAUCGAGAACCCAGAUCAGGAGCCAUUAUCCCCUUUUCUUAGAGGGGCCAAUUUCUCUCCUGGAAAUAAUGUCAUCUAUGAAAAAACAAUAAGAAAAUAUGAGCUAUUAAGUCCCCUCCAAGAGAGGCAGUUCCAGGUGUGCCCGGCAGAGCAGUGCCCGCCGGUGGCCAUCACCCAGCAGUGCCAGCAGACACAGACGGGCUCUCCCUGCAAGCUGUGCCCGGGCCCAGGCAGCGACGAGUGCCGGGGACAUCCCGUCAGGAGGGGCAUGGCCCCCGCCGAGCUGGUGAGCUGCCCUCAGGACAGCCCUGAGCAGCUGGACUGUCACUUCUUUGGGGAGCUGCUGGCAGAGCUGCACUGCAAGAGCACUGACCUGUACAGCUGCUUGCUGCAGCACGUGGAGAAGACUGGGACAAGGAACCACAACAUCGAAUUCCCAUGCCAGACUGAAGAUAUUGAAGAAUUAAUUCCCAAAGGACUGUCUGAGGCAACAAAGCAGCAGAUUUGUUAUCUCCUCCAGAUGAGAGCGACAUCGGACAAAUCCCUGAGACUUGUGCUUUCCACGUUCAAGAAUCUGCGUGAGGAGCUCUGCCAUUUGCAGGAUGACCUGGGGAAGCUGGAAAUCGACAAUGUAUUGCUGAAGAAGGAUUUGGAUUUUAAGGAUUCUCAAGUAAAAGAAUAUGAAACAAUGUUGGCUUCUCUGAAGGAGAACAAUUGUCAGCAGCAGCAAGGGCUCAGGGACAGCACUGCCAAAUGCCACUCCCUGGAGGAACAGCUCCUGUCCCUGCGGCUCAGCGAGGGGAACAAGGACUGCCAGCUGAAGGAGCUGGAGUACAGCAAGAGGGCCCUGGAACAGGAAAUCCAGAGCCUCAAGCUGCAGAGAUGCUUCAGUCCAACCCUGCAGACCACAACGGACGAACUCUCCAGCCGCUACGUGGAGAUGAUCAACAACCUGAGGGAGGACAAGGACAGGGAGAUCUGCAGCCUCAGGUCCCAGCUGUGCCAGUUCCAGCAGGACAUAACCAGGAGAGAGGGGAGCAACAGCGACUUGCAAAUGAGGCUGCAUGAACUGACGUCGCUGCUGGAGGAAGAGGCUUUUAUUAAACAACAGCAAGAGGAGCUCUUCAGACUGAAGCACGAGAAGUUAUCUGGCAGUCAGUCCCCUGGGGUGACAGCCAUCAUCACUAAAAAGUACAGGAAUCAGUAUCCUAUUCUGAGUCUCCUGUCUGAUGACUAUAAGGUCACAUCACCUGUCAGUAAAUCACAAACGAUUGUAAUUGAGAGGACUGGAGAGAUCUGGAAACAUGUAAGUUUACCUGGAGAUGCACUGUUCCCUCUGCAAUCCCUAAGUGUUCAAUUUAACUUCAAAGCAAGUAUUACCUAAACUGAGAGCUCAGAAAUGCCCUGGUGGUAA
Molecule: messenger RNA, 1725 nt
Organism: Hirundo rustica (Barn swallow)
Lineage: Eukaryota; Metazoa; Chordata; Aves; Passeriformes; Hirundinidae
Gene: POF1B
Product: POF1B actin binding protein
Biological process (GO): bicellular tight junction assembly; actin filament organization; epithelial cell morphogenesis
Cellular component (GO): actin filament; adherens junction; bicellular tight junction
Molecular function (GO): actin filament binding
Source: RefSeq, a predicted model, not a curated record